Chrysochloris asiatica (Cape golden mole) is the source of this 1893-nucleotide messenger RNA. RefSeq names its product interleukin 27 receptor, alpha (gene IL27RA). Gene Ontology annotation, molecular function: interleukin-27 receptor activity; interleukin-23 binding; interleukin-12 receptor binding. Gene Ontology annotation, cellular component: interleukin-23 receptor complex; interleukin-12 receptor complex; external side of plasma membrane. The transcript is spliced from 14 exons. The record is from RefSeq and is a predicted model, not a curated record. Gene Ontology annotation, biological process: positive regulation of activated T cell proliferation; cytokine-mediated signaling pathway. The coding region runs from base 1 to 1893 and encodes 630 amino acids. Lineage: Eukaryota; Metazoa; Chordata; Mammalia; Afrosoricida; Chrysochloridae.
AUGCGAAGGGUCCUGGCAGUCCCCUUUCGCCUGUGGCCGCUCCCCAAACCAAGCCUGCUUCCUGUGCUGUGUCUGCUGCUGAGCGGGAUUCGUCCCCAGGGCAACCCCGGUCCCAUGCAGUGCUACCGAAUUGGACUCUCAGGCAACUUGAACUGUUCCUGGAGGGCUUUGGGGGACUCGGAAGCCCCUUCCACGCUGCACUUUCAGAGCCAGAAGUACCAUCUCAGCGGGCCCCAGGUCAUGGCAGUGCCCACCAGGCAGAGCUGGGUGACCAUUCCACGGGAAAAGUUUACUGAGUUUGACACGCUCCUUAUCUGGGGGGCCAAGUCGGAUGAGCCUCUCUGGCCCCCAAUCUCUGUGGACCUGGAAACACGAGUGAAGCUGGAUGCCCCGUGGCUAUGCCCGGACAUACACUUUUCAGAGGAUGAGCCUAUGGAGACCACGGUCCAAUGGACCCCACCCACAUGGCUACCUAAUCAAGAGGACAUGGUCUGCCAGUUCUACUACCGAAGAUGCCAGGUGGAAGCCUGGACCCUGCUGGAACCAGAACUGAAGUCCAUACCCCUGGCCCCUGUUGAAAUCCAGGGCCUAGAACCAGCCACUGGCUAUGAGAUGUCUGGCCGCUGUCGAAUGCAAACAGAAGAAGAUCUAUGGGGCGAGUGGAGUCCCAUUCUGUCCUUUCAGACACCGCCUUCUGCUCCUAAAGAAGUAUGGGUGUCCGGGAGCCUCUGUGAGACCCCAACUGAACAGGAAACCCUGCUUCUGUGGAAGGCCCCAGGGUCCUGUGUGCAAAUAAGAUACAGAGUCCACUUCCAGGUCAGAGGUCAGGAGCAACUCCAUGAGGAUAUCCCCUGCUGUAGCUUCUCCAUCCCCACCCUGGCAGAGUGGGCUGGGGUUUCUGCCAUCAACGCCACAAACCAGGAGAUCUUCACCAAUCUUUCUUUGACCUGCUCAGGCUCUGCCCCCCACAAUGUGGUGGUCAACAGUACCUCUGACAGAAAGGUGCUGUUGGUGACUUGGUGGCAGGGAGCCGGGGAGCCACGGGAGCAUGUGGUGGACUGGGCUCGAGAUGGAGACCCCCCGGAGAACCUCAGCUGGAUUUGGCUGCCCCCUGGGAACCUCAGUGUCCUGCUGCCAGGAAAUUUCCAGAAAGGAGUCCCUUAUCAGAUCACGGUAACCACUGUCUUUCCUUGGGGCUUGGCUCCUGCCCCCUCAGUUUGGGGGUUCACAGAGGAACUAGUGCCCCUAAUGGGGCCAGAACUUUGGCGACUACAAGAUGCACCCUCAGGAUCCCCCACCAUAGCAUGGGGAGAAGUUCCAAGGCAUCAACUCCGGGGCCACCUCACCCACUACACCUUGUGUUCCACGAGCAAAACCGAGUCCCCUGUCUGCAGAAAUGUGAGUGCCAGCACCCGUAAUAUCACCCUGAUGAACCUUCAGUGGGGUCCUUGCAAGCUGUGGAUGACCGCGUCCACCGUGGCCGGAGAGGGCCCACCUGGGCCCAGCAUCCAGUUGUACCUACCAGAUAACACAGUGAAGUGGAAAGUUCUGCCAAGUGUCCUACUUCUGUGGUUGAUGCUUAUGAUAGGCCUGGUCCUAGCCCACUCUAGAAGGUGUGUCCACCUUUGGCACAAGGUGCUGCCCCACUGGGUCUGGGAGAAGGUUCCAGACCCUGCCAACAGCCACUCUGGUCAACCCCAUAUUGAGGAGGGGUUCCAGGUUCAACCCCUCGUGGACAUGCCCAUCCUGGAGGUGCAAGAAAUGGAGCCGCUGCCAAGUAUGGUGUACCCCCAGCCCCUUGCUGUGCUGGACUCUGGGUAUGAGAAACAUUUCCUGCCAACACCCGAGGAGCUGGGUAUUCUGGGAUCCUCCAGCCCUCAGGCUCUGGCCUAG